Molecule: messenger RNA, 2878 nt
Organism: Opisthorchis viverrini
Lineage: Eukaryota; Metazoa; Platyhelminthes; Trematoda; Opisthorchiida; Opisthorchiidae
Exons: 5
Coding region: 184-2580 (798 amino acids)
Source: RefSeq, a predicted model, not a curated record
UGCGUAACAUUUUGCACGUCUUAUUUUGUGGCGCUUGGAAAUUUAUCUGACAUGUCAAGUCACUUUUCGCCUUAUGGUAUGUGAAUUGUUACAUGAGGAUUUAACUGGUUGUUUUGUCUAUCUCCUUUUAGCUCUUCACAACGUGAUGACUGAUUGUUUCACUGAAUAAUCCAAACUCUGCUCAUGACUUAUUUCGGCCCGUGGCUCGGACAGUAUACCCCUGAAUCCUAUUCGGCCGUUGCUUCUGGGUCUCUAUCCCUAACGGUUCUACUGGACCUAAUAUGGCUCUCCAUUAACGCCCCUCCAUCGAUCCAUUUCAUUUGGUCUUCCCUUAUUCUGUUGUCCGUUUUGUUUGUGAUCUGGCUCAUUUCCUUGCGCUUUGGACCCGCUGGUGUGUUCAACCAUGCCAUGCACUUUUGGUUCGGUUAUUGCGUGUGCUGCUUGAUGCAUUUUGCUAGCCUGCAUGUGACUGUCACACAGUCUCUUUUGCCGGUUUUAAGCACAGUUUUGCGUGCUUUCGCCUUACUCGGAUGCUUUGUCUAUGAGGUCUUCAGUUAUUCCAAUCUUGUUCAGUGCCAUUCACUUGAGGCAACCCUGUGGUUCGGUUUUAGCUGUGGGUCUUUUUUACAUGCCAAUAUUUGGCGACCGCUACAGAUCAACUGCGUGCUUUUGGUUUAUUGGUUCGUGCUUCGGCAGCGGUCCUUCCUUUGCAUCAUUUUGCUUCUUUCCCAAUGUGUUUACUGGUUUCUGUUCUCCAUCCCCAGCUGGUCCCACCCAACGAAUGAAACUGAUGUUGUAUCCGAAUUUCAACUUCCCAAAGUGUCCAGUUCGUUCUACUACCUUUCCAGUUGUGUUCCCUUGUUUAUUGUUUACAUUCUUUACUUUCUGCGAUUCAAUUUCAUUCCUGGGAUGUUCUUUUGUCGCGACUUAGUAACACGUUGGUUAUCUAUGAUUCUCUCUUCGCAUUAUUUGCGUACUUCCAUGAUCCUCAUGACCGUUUUGCUUCAAUUGUCUUUUUUCGUAUGCUGCGCAAUAUCUGUCAGGCUUAAAGGAUUUUAUCUAUUGUUGAUUCCUGUGAUUAUUUGGGUUUUCUUUGUAUGGCUGUCGCUACAUUGCGUCGUCUAUAUAUCGCUUUGGCAUCUGAACAGAAAGGUAACGCAGUGUGCCGCUGCUCACCAGUCCUUGGAACAGCACAAUUCAGAUCUUCUGCGCAUUGGCGCUGCGCAUGGCAUUAGGCAUCUGGUCCUCGUCUCCGAAAGUUCCUAUACCGGCGGCAUUCUAUUCACCAUACUGCUCAUGAUAUGCGUAGCUCACCCAAAGGGACUGCUCGCCUUUAGGUUGUUUGAACUUUGCGUCCCAGUCGAAUUGUGCCUAUGCAGUGUGUUCUACGAGCUAGGUCGCAUUUUGGGCGGUACGGCAGCGGGUCAUGGAUUAAUUAUGCAGCAACUUUCUAGCGACUUGCUCCGUGACGUGCAUGGUGUGGUCAUACCUCAGUCAAAGCAACUUUUGUCGAUUUCCUCGCAACGAUGCUUUGAUAUCACGCAACUUCUACGAACAUUCUUUGAAGAGUUCUCAGUGCGCGCUUACGAUUGUGUGUACUCUUCUGGUAGCAACACCAGUCAAAGUCUUAUGACGGCUAGCGAACCAGACGGCGAGAAUACGCCAGUAACAUCUGGACGGUCAAGAGUAAUGCACAGUCUGAGCUGUUUCUUUCGACAGCGAUUGCCAGAGACCGGUGUCAGAUUCGAUACAUACAUUCUGUAUCACAGUGGCCCGACGAACCAGGAUGGUGACUGGAUAUGCCAAGCCUUGUUUUCACUUUGUUUAUUUGAAUCUUUGAUAGAUGGCACAGUUGUUGAUUUGCAGUCCAUCCUUGAGCUGUGGAACGACGUUUUCGUGGAAACUAACACUCCUCCUAGCCGUUGUCGACUUCUCUUGGUCGUUGAUAGCUUGAACACCUUCUCUUGGUAUAAAAGAUUGAUGAAUUUGGAGACACCUCUUUCGGUCGCCUUGCAGACCGUUAUAAUCUCGCGCGACGCGAAUACCGCAUCCACUGGUUUCCUCAGCUGGAUUACAUCGGGUUUAUUCCAAUCGGAUGCGGCUCGGCGGGCAUCUCUGUUAAAUGAUGUGGAACAAAUUGGAAAGUUCACUGAUUUUUGGGUUUCGUGGAACCUCAGUUUAGGCAAACGCUCAUCAACCCGGGGAGUAGCUGACAACACGGUACGACCUAGACGUCCGGCAGCUUCUAUUCGACCUUCUCUGCAGGCAGUCUACACAACCACUAGUAACUGGGUCAACUACACUCCGUGCAAACCAUCUUUUGAGGAGAUGAAGAAUUGUUGGCAAAAUCAUUUUCCUCGUAUUACUUGGGAAUACUUUGAACUGUUCAUGCAAGAACCCAUGGACGUAGUUGACUCUGACAAGGCUAGUUGUUGGUCUCGCUUCUUCGACCUUCUUUCCCGGUACGCCAAUCGCGCUUCCAGGGGGAUUGUUCGCCUCUAUAGACGAGUGUUUCGCAAUCUCCAUCCACCUGAACUUGACACAGGCCUUGGUUUCUUUUUAAUUCGGAAGUCAUUCUAAUUCAGUCACGUCAUCUUCACGGAUAUUUUUUCAUGACUACUAAUUUUUGUCAUCCGUCACAGAGCUGUUGUCUUUUCCCAUGUUCCUGCCUUCCUUAAAAUACCUAGAUUUUAUCGAGCUGCGAUUCAUCUCUUCAUGCUUUUUAGUAACGAGUGAUCGCGUUCGCUUACAAUGUAGCGUUCUUACUCGCCUUCCUUACCUGAGUCAUUUAUUACGGUUGGGGAAUAUUUGCCUCGGGAACGUGUAAAACAGUUCGCUCUUUUUCACUUAACUCCGCGGUUUUGAGAUUGGCAGUCAG